Aspergillus pseudotamarii is the source of this 1869-nucleotide messenger RNA. Its product is annotated as multicopper oxidase-domain-containing protein. The record is from RefSeq and is a predicted model, not a curated record. The transcript has 7 exons. Lineage: Eukaryota; Fungi; Ascomycota; Eurotiomycetes; Eurotiales; Aspergillaceae. Gene Ontology annotation, molecular function: copper ion binding; oxidoreductase activity. The coding region runs from base 1 to 1869 and encodes 622 amino acids.
AUGGAGAGAAAGCCCAGUCGCCGAAAAUCGAGAACCCCGAAGAUCACAGAACGGAAUGAAUCGGACACUGGCUCUCAAAAUGCGUCUGCCGGAAGAACAACAAAAUAUUGGCCCUGCAGCAUCGUGAUUUGUCCACUGAUUUUAUGCAUCCUCACUGCAUUGCUUUUCCUCGAACAGUUCACCACACCAGAUUCAUUGCGCUUCGUACUAGCCUCCCCUAAGAUUCACCAUGGUGAAACGCUACAUUCCCAAGUGCACAACCCUGACUUAGCUCGCCCGAGCAUAGAGCUUCAUCCAGAGGACCACGUAUAUCGGGGACCAGUGACACAACACCUUGACUGGGUAGUCACUGAUGAUUACCUUCGCCCAGAUGGGGUGCUGAAGCAGGUCUACCUUGUCAACGGUAUAUUCCCGGGUCCAACUCUUGAGGCCCGUUCUGGAGAUACACUUAUAAUAAAUGUCACAAAUGCACUACAAGGGGAACCAAUCUCUGUCCACUGGCAUGGGCUUCAUGUUCAGAAUACAAUGGAUGGGGUUCCUGGAGUGACACAAAAUGCCAUCUCACCCGGAUCGACCUUCAUGUACAACCUGACUAUUCCCCAUGACCAAAGCGGCACCUUUUGGUAUCAUGGCCAUACUGGAACCUCGAGGGCGGAUGGCCUAUACGGCGGCUUUGUUGUGCAUGCGCCUUCUUCCAGGCCUACUGUUCGCGGACUCAUGACCCGUGACAGCGCCGAGUCCCUGGAGUACGGUUACGAAAGAGAGUUUCUACUUCUGAUUGGGGAUUGGUACCAUCAACCUGGCGAUCAAGUCUUGGCCUGGUACAUGAGCAUCGCAUCUUUCGGAAAUGAACCAGUGCCUGACUCGCUGUUAAUCAACGGGGCGGGCAGCUUCGACUGCUCUAUGGCUGUGCCUGCUCGACCCUUGGAUUGCAUUGAACAGCAGAUCAACCUCUCGUAUCUCUCAGAUAUAGCCACAGCCUAUAGAUUGCGCGUCGUCAACACCGGCUCCUUAGCAGGAUUUACUCUAUCAUUCGAAAACAAACCCCUAACCCUGAUCCAAGUAGACAGCACCGCCGUCGAACCCCAAGAAGCCCCAUCAGCAGGAAUCCUCUACCCUGGCCAACGCAUGGACCUCAUCCUCCAACCUUCAAAAGGAGAACUAACAUCUCUAACAAUUCACCUAGACCAAGACUGCUUCAACUAUCCAAACAUAGCCCUAACCCCAACCCAAACAUUCCCAAUAACACCCUCCCACUUCCCAUUACUCCCCCAAUCCCUCCCAAAAGACACCCUAGACCUCCACAACACGCCCUCAAAACCGUCACUCCUCUCAAACAUACCCACGAACCCCACCCAAACACAGGUAAUCUACACCAAAAUUCAAAAAUUAAGCAUAAACCACAACAUCCCGAACGGCUUUUUCAACCGCACCUCAUGGCGUCCGCAAACAGGUUCCCCACUCAAUAGCCUCCCGCGGGAUAAAUGGGACGAUAACCAAUUCUCGUUGGCCGUACCUGAUUCCGAAUGGGUUGAUGUGGUGGUGAAUAAUCUAGAUGAGGGAGGGCAUCCGUUCCAUCUGCACGGCCACCACUUCUAUAUCCUUAGGGUUUAUGAGGCACCUAUCGGCUGGGGCUCGUAUAAUCCUUUUGUGGAUUCGGUUCCGCCGGGGUUGGAGUCCGAGUCCGGGUAUGAUCUCUCUCGUGCGAUGCUCCGGGAUACGGUGUAUAUUCCCAGUCGGGGUUAUGCAGUUUUGCGGUUCCGGGCAGAUAAUCCGGGGGUGUGGCUGUUCCACUGUCAUAUUGUUUGGCAUUUGGCGAGUGGGAUGGCGAUGUUGGUUGACGUUGGAGAGUAUAGUAGCUACCAGUAG